Molecule: messenger RNA, 1629 nt
Organism: Penicillium brevicompactum
Lineage: Eukaryota; Fungi; Ascomycota; Eurotiomycetes; Eurotiales; Aspergillaceae
Product: transcriptional regulator family: Zinc finger MIZ-type
Exons: 6
Coding region: 1-1629 (542 amino acids)
Biological process (GO): protein sumoylation
Molecular function (GO): SUMO ligase activity; zinc ion binding
Source: RefSeq, a predicted model, not a curated record
AUGUCGGCAUAUGGGCCAGCAGACACAGAUGUGCCGACGAUGACAACCUACAUCAAGACUCUGACAAACCCACAACUGAAGCUUCUGCUGAGACAUGAAGGACUGCAGGUAUCGGGACUGAAGGCAACUCUGCAGUUUCGCAUUAUUCAUCGACUCCAAAAUUUGGCAGAGUCAGAUACAGUCAGUUAUGAAGCGCUCGUGGCGUACAUACGCUCAAUCAUCUGGCCCCACUCUGCGUCGUCCUUAGGGCACUCAGAGCCGCAGUAUCAAGCACCGCCCGUAUCUCAGUCUCCUGCACAGGCUCGCUCGACAGGUCCCGGAAUCUCAAUGUCACCGUUUACAUAUACCACCGGUCCAAGCGCCCCAGUCAUGAAAGCUCCGGCCCCCAAAUCCCCCGGGCCUCUGAUCUUCAAAGACAGUCCAUUCUUCACCGUGAUAGAGUCUCUGACUCCGGUUGUAGAAUGCAAGAUCCGCGAAAACACCAGAGAUAGCGUCGAGUUGAAGGUGAUGCUGUCAUAUUCAGCGGCCGAAAGACUACAGACCGACCUAGACACCCGAGUGAUGGUUUAUUGUGCCGGUGACUCGGGUUUGACUCAGUUCACCAAGUCUGACAUUGCCUUUCCGCACCAAGUAGAGCUCAAGGUGAAUCUGGAUGAGGUCAAAGCCAACUUGAGAGGGUUGAAGAAUCGGCCUGGUACCACACAGCCCGCAGAUGUCACCAGCCUCAUUCGCAAAAAGGCACACUAUCCUAACAAUAUAGUCAUGACUUAUGCUCUGACACAAAAGGUUGAUAAGUUCACGGUUGUCUAUCUAAAAUUCUUUGCUCUUGCCAACCUCGUGCAGCAACAUCCGAUUGAGAAACUCGUGUCGGAGCUGAAGACAAGAAAGUUGAUCUCGAAAGAACAAGUUCUACGCGAAAUGCAAAAUCGAGCAAGCGACACCGAUAUCAUCGCUACUUCAAGCGUCAUGUCACUGAAAUGUCCUCUAUCAACUCUCCGGAUUCAGGUGCCCUGUCGCUCCAUUAUAUGCACUCAUAAUCAGUGCUUCGAUGCAUCUUCGUUCCUUGAACUGCAGAAGCAGGCUCCGACGUGGACGUGUCCCGUGUGUUCUAAAUCGACCAGCUUCGAGUCUUUGCAGGUUGACCAAUAUGUCGAUGACAUUCUCCACUCUACUUCCUCUCGUGUGGAUCAAGUCACGGUUGAGCCGGAUGGUGUAUGGUCCACCCCCACAGACUCCGAUGCAACGAACGCGGGUGGAAUGACCCCGACUUCGGAUGACGACGACGACGACGAUCUCAUCGAGAUCACUGAGCCAGGACUUCCCUCUGUUAAAAAGGAGCCUGGGAAUCAAGAAUUCGGACUCCCCAGCAUUGCCUUGGAGCGGACACCGGCUCAGUCGAAGUCCCGAGAAGCUUCAACCCCAUCCUCUGUUAUUCGCCAGUCUAGCAAGAAGCGGCCUGUGUCCCAGGUCAUCGAUCUGACUGAAAGCGGCGACGAAGAGGACAACUCCCCUGCUCCGGCUGCCAAACGACUAGCCCCCAGCUUGCCUUCUCGAUCCUUUCCGCGGCAAGACUAUUACGUCCCACCUGCCAGUAGUCCUUUGAACGGAUCUCAUCCACCGUCAUCCUAG